AGCUGGCCUCCUCCCUGCGCAGCAUGGCCGACUCGCCUCUCAAUCACUCCUGGCCGUCCUUCUCUAAACUCUGGAUGAAGAGAUGGUCCUUCAAGAGAGCAUCUGAUUCAUGUAGUCACUCCUGUGGGAAUCCCAAUGGGCAACUCGGCGUCCGGCCCCUUGCUCCCAGUGGGAAAAGGUCUUCGACCUCAUUAACCCCGGCCUCCAUCACAGAGGAUGAGUUCUUCGGCAGCAACGUUGAUGACCAGGAUACAUGUUCUGUAGUCGGCGACUACGACUGUCCCUUUGUGGAGGAGGGCAGCAGUGUGGAAGACCUGCAAGGCCUUAGUCCCUCUCUCACAGACUCUGAGUACUUCAGAGACCUGGAGGGAGCCACGCUGACCUCACAGACCCCUGCAUCAACAGGAACCACUAAAAGAACAGAGCGAAACAGCCAGCAGCCUGUUGACUCACAGCUGCUGUCAAACACAGACAGUCCAAUCACUGACCGGCCUACGCAGACCGCUCUGACCACACACUGCACGCAUGUCGAUGCAACAUCACUUCCCUUCUGCACACAACCUCCGGAGGAACUUCCCUCUGACCUCGUCACUCAGCUCAGUCUUGAGCUGCUCUCAGGUUGUCUCUUUGACGGUGGUGACUCCGCUGACCCUUCUUUACAUUUUAACUUGAUGUUUACUCAAAAUGGAGAGCUGGGAUCCUUAGAAACUGUCGAAGCAACAACAGGACUUGAAGAGAUAAAGGGCCAAGCAAUGAUGGAUUUAGAUGGAGAGCCAGACCUGGACAGUUUACCUAUUCUGGUCAGAUCCAUGUCGACAUCUCGGCGGCAUAGCUGGGGGGUCCCUCUGUCACCCAUCAGCUCUGACAGGAGGUUGAGUCUGGACACCAUAGCCAUAGACAGCGAUGAUGAGGAGCAGCAAAGUAGUCUUUUCCAGUCCACCCUGCAGCAGUCUGACAGCUGCUCUGCAUCAACCGGAGAGGAGUCCGAUGGCUCCAGCAUGAAGCUGCCCAUGCCACAAGCGCUCAUCUUCUCUCAGACCACCGGUGUGCCUGGCAGGCCGCUGUACUCUCGCUCAGACAUCCUCGCCACAGAUGAAUGUUCCCGAGCGGCGCACAUUUCUCGUGUCGUACAGACGUCCAAACAGGCCGCGAGGGCAGCAGGAGUGGCCGAGGAGUUCGACCCUGAAGAAAACCUGCACUCGACUGAAGACCAGAGCCAUAUGCUGAUGGUACAGAAAGUUCUGCAGGAGCUAAAGCUGUACCACGGAGCAAAGCAGAGAAGCAACAGUUCAGACACCAAAAAAUCAGGAAAUGUCACUUGGUACGAGUUCCUUUCAAAUGAGAAUGAGGAAGAGGAGGAUCGUACAGAGAAGGUGGAGAAAGGCGCCAAGGUGAGAAGGACCUUCAGCUCUCUGAGGAACAGGGUGACCGGCUCCUUCAACAAAGACAAGGGUAAGAACCGAGAGAAAGAGCUGCAGAGAGAGAGAGAGAGAGCGAAGGAGAAGGACAAGGAGAAAGUGUGCCAUAGCAGCAACGGGCAUCGCUUGGUGCCAGGCUCCUUCUCCAGCUCCGCCACCUGCUCACUGUGCAGCAAAAGCCUGCAGAAAAAGCAUGGCCUGCAGUGCAUGAAUUGUGCUGUGAAUGUUCACAAGAGCUGCAAGUCUCUGCUGGGUGAGUGCACCAGCAGCAGGAACAAGAAAGAUUGUCUUCCGAAGGCCGGCACAUCAUCUCCUAACAUUGCGCUGAAAGACCGGGACAGAGAAAAGGAUCAGGCAGGCACAGCUACAUCCCAGGUCCUGGAUGGCCGCAGACCAAGUAUCCCAGGCAUGACCCUUAGUUUGUGUGGCCCUAGCACGUCUGCCGCCCAGAGCACCAGCUCCACGUUAGUCCCUGCCUGCAGCGCUGGUCACGGUCUUCGUCACAACAGCAGCUCAGUUCCUUCUGCUUUGGAUAAAUGCAUGUGCUCGUCCCUGAGGGUAUUUGUAUGUUCAAGUUUGUCUAACUUUCGGCAUGUAUGCCACCCUGGACCCCUCAGAUCCCUCUCAGGGGAGAUGGAUGAAACAGAUGCUGGCGGAUUCAAACGCUGCAAUGAUGACUCAAUUUCCCUCGCUUCUUCCAUCGCUGAGUCCAUCGUUGUAGAAGAUGCCAACUAUGGAGCAGUGAGAGUUGACCUCGAGUCAGAUGCUCAGGACUUUAAGGCAGACUCAUGGAGUUUGGAGGUUGACCCACAGUAUCUAAAGAAGCACUCGAAGGAAGUGGUGAAGAGGCAGGAUGUGAUAUAUGAACUGAUGCAGACGGAGAUGCACCACGUGCGAACACUGAAGAUAAUGCUGCUUGUGUACGCCCAAGAGUUGAAGGAGAACCUUCAGAUGGACUCGAGCCGACUGGACUGUCUGUUCCCCCGACUGGAAACCCUCCUGGAACUUCACACACAGUUCUUCUCUCGCCUCAAAGAGAGACGGCGAGAAAACCUCGUUUCCCCCAGCACCAAGAACUACACUAUCAACAGAGUGGCAGACAUCCUAAUCACACAGUUCUCGGGUGAAAUAGGAGAGAAAAUGAAGGAAAGUUAUGGAGAUUUCUGCAGUCACCACGCUGAAGCUGUCAGCUACUACAAAGAUCAGCUGCAGAACAACAGACGGUUUCAGAACCUCAUAAAAAAAAUCAACAACCUGUCCAUUGUGCGACGGUUAGGAAUAACGGAGUGUAUUCUGUUGGUGACACAGCGGAUUACGAAGUACCCAGUCCUGGUGGAGCGCAUUCUGCACAACACUGAAGUGGGGACUGAGGAGCAUGAGAACCUGACUCGGGCACUGAGUCUGAUUAAAGACACCAUUGUACAGGUGGAUGCGCUGGUUAAUCUGUACGAGAAGAACUCUAGACUUCAAGACAUACACAACAAGAUAGAGCCAAAGGCUUCGGGAAAAUUCAAAGAUGGCCGGGUGUUUCGCAGGGAGGACCUGACGCAGGGCAGGAGACAACUGCUUCAUGAGGGCACAGUCAGCUGGAAGGCUGCUUCUGGCAGACUCAAAGAUAUUCUUGCUGUUCUGCUGUCAGAUGUGUUGCUUUUAAUACAAGAGAAGGAUCAGAGAUAUGCGUUUGCUGCAGUUGAUAAUAAGCCACCAGUGAUCUCUCUCCAAAAGCUGAUAGUCAGAGAAGUGGCCCACGAGGAGAAAGCCAUGUUUCUUAUUUGUGCCUCUUCCAAUGAGCCAGAGAUGUACGAGAUCCACACCACCUGUAAAGAGGAGCGAAACACUUGGAUGACGCACAUUCGACAAGCUGUUGAGAACUGUCCUCACUCUGAAGAGAGGCUGUUCAGCGAAGAAGAGGAGGCUCGGGCUGUCAGGCUCAAAGAAUUUCAAGAGCGGCUGAGCCAGAAGGAUGCAGUGAUUGUUCAGGCUCUUACAGAGAAGCUGCAGCUGUUUGCAGAGAUGGCAGAGUCUGUGUCCGGUCUGGAGGAAGUAGCUUCACGUUCCAGACUUAUGCUUCGAGGAGACACCUCAGACCUCCAGCAGGGGGAGACCCUGCUCAAAGGAGCCAUCACGGAGGUUGAGAACCUGCAGAACUUGCUGCAGUCUGGAGUGGGGGAGGAGACUCAACCAUCUCGGAUGGAGGAAGGUGGAGGUUCUGGGGUUCUGCCCAGACGAGCAGACACAUUUGGUGGCUAUGAUAGUAACCCAACCAUCUUCAUUAAGAAUGGCAGUAUGAAGAAAAGUUUUUCUUGCAAGCCCAGAAACCGAGACCGAAGCCAAAGAGCCAGUUCGGACCCUCAGCUCAAAGACCUGUGUGGCAGCCACACUCUGGAGCAGACGGUUGAUGAGACCUGCUGCUCUCCUCCAAGGUGGAACUGCAUCUGGUCCAACUCGUUUCCUGAAGCUGAGUUCUUUGACAGAGUGUUGAUGCUCUCCCAGAGGCUUUAUAGCUUGCAGGCCAUCAUAUCGCAGCAGGACAGUCAGAUCGAGCUGCAGCGGGCCUCACUGACAGAGCGGGUGCCGCUGCCAGGCCGUCACAGAGGAAACGUGCUUCUGGAGCAGGAGAAGCAGCGGACUCUGGCUCUGCAGAGAGAGGAGCUGGCCACCUUGCAUAAGCUUCAGUCUCAGCACAGGCAGGAGCAGCAGCGCUGGGAGAAGGAGCGGGAGAGGCACCGCCAGCAGGUUGAGGCUACCGAGGCCAGGCUACUGCAAAGAGAGGAGGAGUGCAGGCGGCUUGAGGAGCAGCUGGCGAAGGAAAGAGAAGAGCUGGACAUGCAGAGAGAGACGUACCAGCAGGACUUGGAGAGACUGAGAGAGUCCACCAAAGCAGUGGAAAAAGAAAAGGAACGCCUGGAAAACCUGAAAAAGUUCAAGAGGAAGACGAUUGAGGUGGCUCCUCUGUCUGGCAGUUUAAACGGAGAGCUCCUCUCACCUCCUGGCCUCUCCAGCUCCACUAGUGCGUCCGACUUGCCGCUGGCCCAUAAGCCCUUAGUGCGCUCCAGCCUGUCCGUCACACCGGCCGACUAUCCCGAGCGCCCUGAGGUGACUCUGCGGCGGGAGGCGGGCUCCUCCACUCUGCCCCUGAAGACAGAAGUGCCGCUCCAUCUCUUCAGCACCACCAACCAGCAGCACAAACUGGUGGGGGUGCAGCAGCAGAUCCCCACCAAACUGGCAGCAAUCAACAGUGGCAAAGGAAAAGGGGGGAAGGGGAAAGCCUCGCAUCGUACUGACAGCACAGCGUCAAUGGACAUGAAGCAGAUGCUCCCUCUGAAACUCUCCUCCAAAGAGGACAACAUCCUGAAGGCCAAGCGCUCCAUCAGCCCCCACCAGCAGCCCCCUUCUCUUCAUCACCACACAGAUCAGCUGAGUCCUCCAGACAGCACCGGACUAGACACUCAGCUCACCUCCUCCGUCAGCUCCUCCCACCCUCCUCAUGCGCAGAAGCCCCCCAUGCCGACCACGCAUCCCCAUCCUCCACCCUCCAUUCCUCCGCACCCUCAGAGCACUGAUCCCCCUCAGUUCCAGCCCCACGUGCAGAACGUUCACGGGCUCAGCCACAGCAAAUCGCCUCCUUACACCAUCCCUACAGAAGACCUGAAUAAGGAGGAAGUUAUAUUUUUUUAGACUCCCUUUGCUCAAAGAACAAGCACAGACUCUUGACACAGAAACAGGCACAGGGCACUGAUCCCUGAUCAGCCUCUGAAAGGAGCAACUUUUAACAAGCAGCACAGUUUAACUAUCU
Nematolebias whitei (Rio pearlfish) is the source of this 5214-nucleotide messenger RNA. RefSeq names its product rho/rac guanine nucleotide exchange factor (GEF) 18b (gene arhgef18b). NCBI's taxonomy places the organism in Eukaryota, Metazoa, Chordata, Actinopteri, Cyprinodontiformes, Rivulidae. The transcript has 33 exons. The coding region runs from base 24 to 5096 and encodes 1690 amino acids. Gene Ontology annotation, biological process: small GTPase-mediated signal transduction. The record is from RefSeq and is a predicted model, not a curated record. Gene Ontology annotation, molecular function: guanyl-nucleotide exchange factor activity.